AUGGUGGCGGAGAUCAAGCAGGACAAAGCUGACGCGGCCGAAGAGGCCAAGCGAACCGCAAAGGAGCGGCGUCAGCGCGAGGAGGUCCAUGAGAUCGAGAUUCGAGACUCCUUGCUGGUGCCAGAUCCGUCUCCUGCUAGAUCUCGCAAGAAGAAAAAGAAGGAAGACGUCAACGUAUUCCAGGACUUCGGAAAGGAGCAUGACGACGCUCCCAUCCAAGAGACCAAAGUCAAUGGAAUGGUCUUCUACAAGGUGAACUACAAGCGCUACUGGCAGUCAGAGCAUGACUUGCAGCGCUGGACGGAGGGACUGCACCACAACAUCCGCUACGAGAAUCUCCUCUACGAGGUGCGGGACCGCUGGCAUGAGGAUUUGCUGGGCGACCGCCUUCAGCUGAAGAUCAAUCACAAUCCACUGGCCAGGCAGGUCGCGCAGCCAGCGGUAUCGGCCCAGCACGGUGUCCACAUCCCUUCAGCUCAAGGCACCUUUGAAGCGCGCAGACCGCAUCCUGACCGCGUCGCCUUUUUCCCGAUUUUCGGGGACAUUCGGCGGAUGCCGUUCUUCUUGGGCUUGGCAGCUGCAAUCCCGAAGCUCGCGUACUUCACGGCCUCCGAUGCGCUAGGACUUGCCGCGCGGUGCCUGGUGCCACUGGCACAAGGAGCACCAGGCCCGACCAUCAAUGCGCUGACCUCUGGCGGCAUCUUCUACGGCCUAAUGGGAACAUUGACAACCCUGCUUACAGGAGUCAGCCUGGGAGCUUGUCUCGGCAAAAACGCGCUGUCAGUGGCCAGACUGGCAGCUGCUGCCUACCUCUUCGAUGCAGCGGGACAACUCGUGAAGAUUGUUGACCCCUCGUCAUGCACAUACCCUGGAAGCAGAACAGGUUUGCUGACCCUCUUUGUUCAGCUGCCGCUGGCAGCCUGGAUACUUCUUCCAGACGCUUGCCAGGAGCUGGGCCACCGGUUCGGGGAGCGGCUGCCGCUGCUGGCUGGCGCCUUGUCCUUGCGCUACAUGGCGCUGCAGGCAGUGGACCCGCAGUCUUCGGCAGCCACGCUGCUGUGGGGCGGGGCGGCGCUCUUCGGGUUGUUCGCCGUCACGCCUCGAUCUGUUUGGAAGAUGCUCCGUGAUCUCUGCGAAAGGAUCGGCAAGGUGCUGAAAUAUGCCUGCAGCUCCAUCUAUGCCGUGGUCACCUACGUCCUUCCAAAGAUCAUCGCGGCGGUGACAGCAGUCCUUCAGCAUCCGUUUACACUACGCUUCUAUCGCGUCAUUGUGGUGCCGCUUUGGACACUCAUCAGCCCGCUCUUCCUGCCAGCAGCCACCUUUGCCAUUGGUGUCUCCUGCUUGCGAAGCCUGGCGGCUCGCGAGGCCGCGGGCCUUGAUGCAGCUCAGGUGGCUUUGCUCUUGGGCCAAGCCUUCAGUGGCUCCGCCGCCAUGCUCUCGGGCUUCAUCCUGUCGCUGAACCUGUGGUCCCGCUGUGGCCGGAGGCGCCAGCCAGAUCCACUUCGAUGGGCUCCGGCGAGGUAUAUGUUGAUGGUAUGUGCCUCCAUCACAGCCGGUCCAGUCGGACUCCUGCGCAGAGUCCUAUCCAGCAUCCGCCGGAACAUCCUCAUGCCAUUGACAGAGGUCUUCUUCUACAUCAUGGACUCCCUGUUUCGUUUCGCCGUGAAGGCCCCGGUGAUCUCAAUCCCUCUGGUGCUGCUCUUUAACGUCAUGAGCGUCCGAAGAUUUAUUUCAACCUCCAGCACCGUUUUGGAGAGUGUGGGAUACGUCCUUAGCCAAACGCGGCUCAUUGGAAGUCUGCUGGAAGCCGCGGCGAAGAUGCCCGAAGGUGUCGCCACAGACUCGACGCUGGCUGUCCUCCUCAUCUCUCUGGUGCAGGUGGGCGCCUAUUCCAUGGUGGACGGGGUCCUCGCAGUGCUCAGGGUGAACCGAGGCGCUAGCCAUGCCCUGAGCAUCGAAGAGCUCAACAACGCCGCAGCCCUCAUGGACAACCCUCGCCAGUGCGGGCGCUGCGGCCUGGGACCGAUAGACCACCGAGGCUGCUCUAACCUCCGGUCCCACCACGGUGAGCAAGAUGGUGGCGGUGUGGUCUCCAAUGCCUGCCCCCGCUGCGGCUGGUUUGCCCGAACUUUGUCCCAGUGGCCAGUCUGGGACGGCGAGCUGCAGACGGAGCAGGGACGUGCGAUGUACCGACAGCGCACCUGGUGUGAGAUAGUCCUGUGCAUCAGCGCUUCAUCCAAAGCGCUUGUGGUGCCUUACUCCAUGCUGCUGCUAGGCAAUCGCUUGCAGCUGCCAUCUACCUUGUCAGCGCUGCUGGCCUUUUCCUACCUCAUUCCCUGGGCCGUUGAGAAUACGAAACUGUUCCUCGCUUUGUCCACUACAUCCUCACAUCGCAUGGCGAGAGAGCCGAUACGGCAGCGGGAGCAGAGAGAUGAUGCGGACUGUGGCGCAAGAUUGACCGAGCCGCAGUUGCCGGACAUUACUCAAUCGGAGGCGCUGCGGAACAUCCUCGCGGCAGAGCCCACGGCAAUCUUUCUCAAUGAGGGGGACAUUUGCAGCGUUUGCUUGGACAACUUCCCCUGCGCAGCUGCGGCAUUGGUGAGCAGCCAAGCCGAGGCUGAGAGCAUCAGCCAGAUCUGUCGGGCACUGCGGGAACAGACGCCGCCCAUUGUGGCACUCCGCUGCGGGCAUGCGCUGCAUGUAGAGUGUGAAGCAGAGGCUGCGGUUGGCGCCGCCGGCGCGCGGCACGUGCGGUGCCCGCUUUGCCGGCAGCCGGUGACGCUGGCGGGCGCUGCCAGCGCCAACAUGUUCAGCUAG
Molecule: messenger RNA, 2817 nt
Organism: Effrenium voratum
Lineage: Eukaryota; Dinophyceae; Suessiales; Symbiodiniaceae
Source: the annotation of a GenBank genome assembly